Molecule: messenger RNA, 1200 nt
Organism: Lagopus leucura (white-tailed ptarmigan)
Lineage: Eukaryota; Metazoa; Chordata; Aves; Galliformes; Phasianidae
Product: olfactory receptor 52B2-like
Exons: 2
Coding region: 147-1121 (324 amino acids)
Biological process (GO): G protein-coupled receptor signaling pathway
Cellular component (GO): membrane
Molecular function (GO): olfactory receptor activity; G protein-coupled receptor activity
Source: RefSeq, a predicted model, not a curated record
UGCUCCCAUUGGGGCUCAGCUGAGAGCUGGGCCGACCCUGUGGGAUGUGUUGUGCCAGCAUCGGUGUUCGGGCAAGGAUUCCUGAUUGAAAGGAGCAGAAAGCAGUGAGCUGACAGAACUGGGCUGACACCAGGAGCAGCAGCACCAUGCAUGAGCUCAACGAAAGCAGCUUCGACCCCAUCACCUUCGUCCUGACCGGCAUCCCGGGCAUGGAGGAGUCCCACAUCUGGAUCUCCGUCCCUUUCUGCCUGAUGUACAUCACUGCACUGUUCAGCAACUCCGUCCUGCUCUUCGUCAUCGCCACGGAGCGCAGCCUCCACGAGCCCAUGUACCUCUUCCUCGCCAUGCUGGCUGUGUCCGACCUGAUGCUUUCGACCACGACGGUGCCCAAAAUGCUGGCGAUCUUCUGGUUCAGCGCCCGAGAAAUUUCCUUCGACGCCUGCAUCACUCAGAUGUUCUUCACCCACUUCAGCUUCAUCGUGGAGUCGUCCGUCCUGCUGGCCAUGGCCUUCGACCGCUACGUGGCCGUGUGCGACCCGCUGCGCUACCCGUCCACGCUGACGCCCUCGGUGAUCGGGAAGAUCGCGCUGAGCGCUGUGCUCCGGGGCUUCUGCAUCAUGUUCCCUCCCAUCUUCCUGCUGAAACGGCUGCCCUACUGCGGGCACAACGUCAUGCCCCACACCUACUGCGAGCACAUGGGCAUCGCCCGCCUGGCCUGCGCCGACAUCAGGGCCAACGUGUGGUACGGGCUGACCACGGCGCUGCUGUCCUCCGGGCUGGACGUGGUGCUCAUCGCCGUCUCCUACGGGCUCAUCCUCAGGACCGUCUUCCAGCUGCCGUCCCCCGAGGCUCGCCUCAAAACCCUGAGCACCUGCGGCUCCCACCUCUGCGUCAUCCUCAUGUUCUACACGCCUGCCUUCUUCUCCUUCCUCACGCACCGCUUUGGCCACAGCAUCCCAGGCCACAUCCACAUCCUGUUGGCCAACCUCUACGUCGUGGUCCCACCGAUGCUCAACCCCAUCGUGUACGGGGUGAGGACGCGGCAGAUCCGCGAGCGCGUGGCCCGGCUGCUCUGCCCUGUGGGGCAGUGCCCCCAUCCCGGCUGUGGGAGCCGCUGCUGAGGGAAAGGGGACGCGGGAUGGGGUCUGGAAGGCGGUGUGAGGUGUGCUUGCAUUGGGGUAAUGGGUUUGUCCACCAGGC